Messenger RNA from Volvox carteri f. nagariensis, 1620 nucleotides. RefSeq lists its product as uncharacterized. The record is from RefSeq and is a predicted model, not a curated record. NCBI's taxonomy places the organism in Eukaryota, Viridiplantae, Chlorophyta, Chlorophyceae, Chlamydomonadales, Volvocaceae. The transcript has 3 exons. The coding region runs from base 1 to 1620 and encodes 539 amino acids.
AUGUUGGCGCAGCUGCCUUCCAACAGCAAAGACAAUGCAUUGCUAAUAGUGACAUCCGCUAACUGUCCUGACUCCCUACACUCUAGUGUGCGAGAGUACGAGGAUGAGGACCAGCGACAGCAGUCUGAUGGAUCCCAGUCUCGACGGAGCGACGGUGCAGCCGAAGCAGCCGAACGCGCUCUCAGCAGCAGCCUCAAGAACAAGCGGCCACACGAAAGCUACGAAAAGAAAUCAUUGAACGCCUCUCGCCGCCUUCCAACACGCCCAGCAAUCAACCGACACAUCACAGGCAGCUCAGGCGACGGUGUCGGCACCCCAGUCUACCACCACACCCCAAUCUCCUCGCCCAUUUACAGCCAUACUCGUACCAUCUCCUCCCCCGCCAUCGACACUACUGCCACCGGCGCUGCUACGGUCGCGGUCACCGACGGCAUCACCCCGAGAGUCCCUGCCAGCCGCAUCCCAUCCCUCCUCUCAGCGCGCGACUCCGGCGCCGAAACUUCCCGAACCUUCCCGAACGCGCCGACGCCACGCGUUCCCGCCACUGUCGUCGCUGUCGACAGUACCGCUUCCGCCGGCCCCACUCCCCGCAAUGACGCUAUGGAGUCCUCCCACCAAUCAUCGAUCGUUACAUGCCACGGAGUCUUCCGGCCUGCACAAGAGCCUUCUAACUCAUCUGCCGAUCGGCACCGCCUCUCCCAUCUCCAAAUAGACCAGCCCGCGCAGCUCUCAACGCGAACCCUCAACACCGCACGAAGCCGGGGCUUGCCCUCACCUCCAUCUAGCUUGCCCUCGCCCGCGACAUCCCUGCGCUCUCCAAGCUCUGGCGGCGCUGCUGUCGCCGGCCGUGGAGGCGGCGGCAUCCACGUGGCCGAAGAGGCAGCUCCCAACUCGUGCCGUACGGCCAGGUCUCAGGGUACCGCCUCCGCUGCGGACCGCCCGGCAGUGGCGUCGCCGCUGCACCAGUCGACGCAUUCCCAACCCCGCGUACAGAAUCCCAAGACACCACCCGCGAAGACGAGCUCCUGUACGAAUGUAGGAGCGGUGACAUCACCACAGGGGCUCGCCGCGGCGGCGCAAGGCUCUGCCGCCAAGGCUGCCGCCGCCGCGGCCUCUGCAGCAGCGGCGGCGGCGGCCGCCACUGCCGCCGGCAGCCAUCAGCCCGCUUGGAAUUCUAGUACGAGCAAGGGGCCGACGCCAGGCAGCGGCUGUAACUCUAACAAGGCGGUCCUUGUACCUAUCCCGCCUGUACGACCACCACGAAAGCCGGCGGAAGCUGGCUGCAGCGGAGGCAGGAGCAAUCCUGCGGUCGCCGCCGCCAUAUCAACGGUGCCGACGACGGGAGGACGCGUACAACCGGCUUGGGCCGCCGACAGGUGUUUGGCCGCGGCCGCUGCCGCUAGCACAAUUGCUGCUGCCGACGGCGAGGCUCAUCUCCCAGCCACGGACACUGCCAAGCACUUCGAUAAGGGACAUAAUGACACCGCUCCGCCGCUGGCACCCCGUUGUCAUGACGCUUCAGCAACAGCUGAUGGGGCUGCAGGGAAGGUGGAGAAUAUGGGUAAGGGGCGGGCUCGGGAGGUUGAAGCGCCGUCAUCGUGCGGUUGCAUUCUGAUGUAG